AUGUCAACAAUACGACCUUUUGACCCAACGGAUAUACUGAAGUUCAAUAAUGUCAAUUCAGACGCAUGGACAGCUACAUAUCAUAAUGGAUAUUACGCAUCAUAUACAGCUCAAUGGCCAGAUUUCUGCGUUACUGUAGAAGGAGCUUUCGAUUCUUCUAUAAAAGCUUAUAUGAUAGCGAAACAUGAACCACCUGCACCUGAUCCACAACAUCAUGGUCAUUUAACUGCAUUAUCAAUUUCACCUGAAUAUAGAUCAUUAGGUUUAGCUAGAAUUUUCAUGGAUUUACUAGAAAGUUUAUCGGGUCCUUCACCACGCUCAAAUGAUGAAGAUCAUCAUGAUCAUUCGAAUUGUGGUGGACAUCAUGGACACGAUCAUGAUCAUGGACAUGGGCACUCUCACCCUCAUGAUCACUCCCACCCACAUGAUCAUUCGAAUUGUGCCGGGGAUCACGAUCACUCACAUUCACAUUCACAUGGUCAGGAAAACGAAAAAGGGAAUGUAGAUGCUGUGAACGCAUGGUUCGUCGAUCUUUUCGUUAGAUGUAACAAUAUAAGAGCAAUAGAGAUGUAUGAAAAAUUGGGUUAUAGCGUAUAUCGGAGGGUAGUAGACUAUUAUCAUGGCAUGGAAGGAAUUGGAUCCACAAGAGAUGAGUUAGACGGAUACGAUAUGAGAAAAUCAAUGCCCAGAGACUCUGCAAAACGAUACGUCCGAGCAAACGGAAAAGAUAUCUUGGUAUCCCCAGAUCAAGUAUGGGCAUAA
Molecule: messenger RNA, 762 nt
Organism: Kwoniella shivajii
Lineage: Eukaryota; Fungi; Basidiomycota; Tremellomycetes; Tremellales; Cryptococcaceae
Exons: 6
Coding region: 1-762 (253 amino acids)
Biological process (GO): N-terminal peptidyl-methionine acetylation
Cellular component (GO): NatB complex
Molecular function (GO): protein-N-terminal amino-acid acetyltransferase activity
Source: RefSeq, a predicted model, not a curated record